GUGGGACCUCGACGCUGCGUCUCUCAUCAGUGCGAGAGCUGCCUGAGCAGCUCCAGGAACUUUACCAGCAGGGUUUUGUCCUGGCAGCUGUCCAUCCAUUUAUCCAUCCCUGUGGUCCAGAGUCCAACAGCCUACAGCACCAGCUAUACCGGGCCAUACUUGUCCAAAUCAAUGAUGGGGUGGAAAGGAGCCAACCAGUCGGCCCACCAAACAAGCUACUGCUGGAAGAGUGCCUGUCUGCUGUGCAGGUGCCCACCCCUGAGCUCAUCCAGGGCUACGUCAAGAAGCAGAUGCAGGACUUUGCUGACCAGGGGGUGAUAUUUGUAGGAUUCGUCCAGGAACCAUAUGGAGCACCAUGCACCCGGAUCAGAGAACCAGAAACCCCUUCCCUGUCUCUGCACUCCAGCCCCAGUUCUGUCCUUGGCUCUCUGGGUAGCUGCAGCCCCUCAAACCCCUCAAGCCCUAUAAAUCACGCAGACUGUGGAGCGAAAAUUGAAAGCGUGGACAAAGAGGGGGAGAUGAAAACGUCCCGACCGGAGGGAGUGAGAAAUCAAAGCGAGAUUAAUAGUGAAAACCACUUGGGUUCUAGUGUUGGAGGCAGUUUGGCUGGCAUCUCACCAGCAGCAUCUCCAUUAUCAGAGGGAAACCUGGAGAACAGUGAGGAGCUGACCGAGGAGGACUCAUCAUACCACAAUAACAACAAAGACAUCUUCAGAGACAGAAAGGAGAGACCAAGAUACCGGAGAGGUGAUGGAGUGGAACUGCUGGCUUUGUUUAACAACCCGCCAGUUCGAGAGGGCCAGGUAAAAUACUACACUGUCAAAGUGCCUCUACGAGUGCAGAGCUAUGAAGAUGGCAUCAAAGGUGUGGAGGCCAAUUGGCUGGAUCACAUGACCCAACAUUUCAACAAUGGGGCCUCGCUGGUUGAUGGAUACUUUCACUUGGGCAAUGUGAACGAUUUGCUGCCUAAGACUGUGGAAAGUGUUUUCAUCUUCCAAGAGGGGAUCGAGAGUGAGACAAACGCUGCUGCAGCAACAUAUGAUGCCAUUGUUGUAGAACAAUGGACCAUCAUUGAUGGUUUGCAGGUAAAAACUGAUUACGUUCCUCUACUUCAGUCACUGGCCACAUUUGGAUGGAGGCUCACCUGUGUUCUGCCGACUCCUGUAAUCAAGACUAACAGUGACGGAAGUCUGUCCACGAAACAGAUCGUUUUCCUGCAGAGACCAGUCAUGAGUCGGAAGAAGAGGGAAUCAAAGAAACUAAUCUUCAAGACCCGAAGCAAGUCUAACAAGAACUGCAUCAAAGAUUUGGCUAAAAACAAGAAGAAGAACACAAUAAAUGAAAAGGAAUCAGAAGAGCUCAAGAUUGCUGAUGACAAAGAAAAAGCUGGAAAGGAAGGGGAUGUGACUGUGGGUGAAAACACAAACGCGGAACAGGUGGAAGCAGCGGGUGAGUCCAAGAAAGAGAGGAAGAUAAAGUGUGAGGAAGAUACAAAGGCUGAUGCAGGGAUGGUAAUCAGCAUUGAGAAAGUCAUAAGCAAAGAUGGACCAGACAAGAAAGAGGACAAAGGAGCAGAACACUGCACCGGAGUGAGAGAGGACAGAGCUCCAUAUGGAAAGGGAUCAGAAGAAAACGGAGAGCCUUUGGGAAAGGAGGAGGUCGAGAAGGUCACCGAAACAGUUGCGACUGUCGAAACACAGAAGGAGACCAAAGAAAAGGUGCUUGAGGGCACUUCGAAAGUUGAAUGUGUGAUAGAAAAUGGGAUAGAGACAGAUGAAGAAAAAGAUGACAACAGAGAGAAUAAGAUCAAAACAGAAGAAUCCGUGGAGGUUAUCGCCAAGGAGACUGUGGCAGAUCCAACGCACACAAACCUAAAUCCAGUAGAGCCUCAGGAGUAGCACCAUGUGGUUCAAUUUGAGCUUUUUCCCCACCCUACCUCUUAAAUUCCCAAUUUUAAAAACUGGCUAAAAUAUUAUCCUGAAUCCAAAUCAAAGGGGAGUUUACUCCCCAUUGCUGCAACAUCCUUCAAACCCCAACUCUCAUUACUGAUUCCCCCAAAACCUGCAACAGUGUAGCUAAAUGAAUGAAGAUCAUGGCAUCAGUCCUACUGUAUAACCACACCUACUGAAUGUAAUUAGAAAAGAGCAAAUGUGUGUGGAACUACUGGAUACACUGGAUGGAGGUAGACAGAGAACUCAGUCAGAAUCAGAGAGAAAGUGAUAAGAAAAAAAGUCUAAAAAAGACUCGGACAUGGUUCCUGUAAAAGCAGCAGUUAAACCAGAGCUGUCAACUUGUUUGUUCACCUACUACACACUUACUAUAGUGUUCACUAUAGAGGACUUUGGCCAGUGAGCUGUCACUCCUGCUUAAGAGCUUUACCUGCAGGUUUAAAAACAUGAAAUAUAAAAGGAAAUCUUAUUAAAGUAUUUUCCUUUAGAUUGAAAGCUAAAUUCCAUUCACCAUGGUCUGAGAUUUGGUUUUAAGUUUUUUUUCAUUAUGCUAUGUUUAACAAUGAUAGGUGCCUCGACCCUGCUUCAUCUUUAUCAACCCUUAAGGAACAUUUUAGAACCCAGUAACUCAAACUUUUUAUUUAGAUUCAGCUCAGAUAUAAGCAGUCUAUACUUAAAGUUAGAGAAAAUAUAUUUUGCCCAUUUCUAGUGUGACCAGGUCUUUAAGCAGGCGAAAAUUAGAUGAAGUAAUGUGGAGUAUGACAUCUCGAGGCGAAGGCAUUUCUCUGGGUUUCUUUGGAUAUGUGGGGAUUUCUUCACAAAAAAGCACCAGCGUGCUUCAAGAACCCUUUGAAACUGUGUCAAGACCCAAAGCUGCCUCCCUGAAGUUGAAGAUACCAUACAGUAAAGGGCAGACAGUUUGCAGAAAACGUCCUCCCUCUUAGUUUCUGAUGCAGGAUGCAAGGCAAAUCCAUAGGAGAGCGCUGGUAGAGGUGAUGGGAAAGGCAUUUGUUGCGACAGGCAAUCCAAAGCAGGCUAAGGAGAUCAUUGUUUACGCUCAGCUCUAAGCCGUCAAGUGCUUCAAAGAGAGCCGAUAAUCACUCUUUGGUGUGGUGUGCUAAGCUUACCUUGCAUACAGAAUGUUCAUAAGAAUAUUCCCAAGCUCAGUCAGACCGGAAUGUAAAGUUCAGCUGAAUGUUUGCACCUCAACGACAGGAUCACUAUUUAGGUUUACACUUUUUGCUUAACAUACAGGGGAGAGGAUUUCUGCGUAGAAACAAGGUUAUUAAAAAAAGUGAUCAGGGCUUGUCUUUGUUCGGUAUGGAAGCCAGAAGUAAGGAGACUGUCAGACAAAGAAAGAGGUUAUAAUGAGAAGAAGGAGAAACUAUAGAGCCUGAAAGACUGAACUACAAAAAGCAAAUCGGCUAAUUUAGAGACAACAGUCUUUUUCAACAGCAGCGCUUUCUUUCAUUGCUUUUCCCCGACCUGUUAAUGCACCUCUUACUGGACACAGUUUCUGACAUUAACUGAGUCAUAAUGUGCUGUUUUGUGGCACAGUGUGUCUUUCCAUUUUAGAGGUGGAACAAGAGGAUAUGUGAAGGCAGCGAUUAUGGAGCGGGGCUCUCUGCGGAUCGCUAAUGGAUUUUGUCAGUGGGGGAUCUUUCAGUAAUCAUGCAUUUCUAAUGGGGGGUCACUUGUUGGUGGAGUUAUUGACAACAAAACACCUCAGUAUGUCAAGUUUCACGUUUAACAAGGAUGUCAUGGGGAUCCAUGUCCACUGGAGAGGACAGGAUUCAUUUAGAAAAGGACCCACAUCUCAUUUAAUACCUGUUUUUUUAAACCGUUAGCAUUUGGCUGAUGAAAGUACCUGCUGACAUCGUACAAUUUGUCACAAUUAUCAUUCUUGUGUUCUGAUAAUAUAUAUAUGUGGCUCAGAAAAGUAUUUCUUCUCUGGAGAAGAAACUACACAAUUUCAAGUGCUCUCCUGCCUCCAGUGAGAUUCCUUUCAAUGUAAAAUGGCAAAUGUUUUGUGUAGAGUAGAAUAUAAAACUGUGACCAGUUUAGCCUUAUUACUAUACUGUAAAUGGCCCAGAAUCUGCUUUAGAUUUUUUUUUUUCGCAGAAUAUUGGUGAUUUAAAUGUUAUAUGUUUGUUAUGGUCAAACAGCAAAGUGUUUCUCCUGUUGGUGUUUGAGGAUUUUAUUCCUGGAGGUAAAAGUGAUGGGUUCAAAUGUUUGUCCAUAUCAACUUAUUAUGUUUUGUAUUCAUUUCUGACAUCUCUUUAUUAUGAAUGUUUCAAAUUCAAGUGAAAAAGACUUCUUUGUUGCCUCUGCGUCUUCUGCUAUAGCUUGCAAAAUUGCUUUGCUGACUGGUGCUUUGAGCAACUUCCUCAGGGCUGAUGUUGGCAUUGAGUUGAGAGGUCGCCAUAAGUGUGACCUCUAGAAACAUAUGCUCCUGUCCGGCUGCACUCCAAUUUGAAGGAGACUGGAACUGUGAGUAUAAGGUCACCUCUAAUGGCAGCCAAGGUCAAAGGUUAUGAGUGAGAAUGGAUUUUUCUCACUUGUACUAACAGACUGCAAGAGCACAUCAAAGCUGAUAACUAACCCUGAUAUUAAAUGAAUAUACUUUGCAUCGUUUUAAGCUGAUUUAGGUUUAUGACACACUUUUGUUCCAUUUAUUCUAAAUAUAAUACACAUGAAUUAGGGAGGAAAGACUUUGAGUUGUCCUUAUCUUGCGUAACAAAAUAUAACAUUGAUGUAAUGUUGCAUCUCUCUAAAUUAAUAUAUGGUUAUAAUUUUAUUUUUGUUUUAUUAAUUCAGUUAAUCUAAGUAAAACUUGUAUGGAUUUAUUAUCCACAGAGUAAUUCUUUAAAUGUUUUUGCUUUUAGUUCUGCUCUCCUUGAUGAUUAUGGCCUAAUAAUUAAUUAGUAUAUUACUGUAACUAAGAGCAAUAACAAGAUGUUUUUAGUACCAUGUUUUACUUUUGGAAAAGUCCAUGCAUGUGCGUUAAUGUAGCUAUUUUUGCCUGAAUUGCUGCUUUUUUCUUGCAUUACAGCAGUGGGACAGCAGGAUGAUCAGUGCAGUUCUGCUGAGAUGAUAAGGAAGCCUAAGUUUUAGGAGGUCUAUUUUGAUCAGUCAGGUGUCUAAUAUUCUUCCUCUCAGGAAAAUCCUAUAGAUUUUCUGUGGGGCUCAUGUUAAGUUACUUUGCUGGGCAUAUGAGCACAGUGGACACUGUGGUUCAUCGGAGCAGAUAUCUGGUACUUUUGGAAGGGAAAGGAACAAAUUCCUGCAGGAAAGUAUAAUCCCCAUCUCCAUACAGCUUGGCAUUUCCUGACUUUGGUAAAGAAAAAUAUAUAGUGAGCCAACAACAGCAGGCAACAACCCUGAAUCAACCUGACUGUAAAACUUUACAUUGGACCUCAGUUAACUUGCAUUCUGUAUCUUUUCACUGUUCCUGUGGUCUCUGGAACAUUUCCAGUCUGAAUUUAUACAGACUUGAUUUAAUUUAUACAGCAAAGAGGGGCAAUAAAAGCCAGAGAUCACUGAAGAAGUCCGAUUUGGCUUUUUCUUCUUUUUUUUUUUCAUUCAGAUAUUAUAUCCAGAUAUACUUUUGGUACAUAUAAUACAAUUUAGAUGCAUGGUAAGAAGUUAAUUUAACUAUUUGAUUCAGGUGUUCCAGAGACAACUCCAAACAAAGCAGGACACCAGACCCUUCAGAUUAGAUUUGAAAACUACUGGGAUAUAAUGCAAUAUCUAUAUUUUCUGAGAAAUAAUGUUUUGUGUUUUCCUUAACUUCAAUACUAGAUCAUCUCAAGAGACAGAAAGAAAUGCUUAACAUUACUCUGUGUAUAAUGAAUCUAUCCAUGAUAUCUUUUUAUUAUACUGUUAUUAUUGAGAAUUAAAUGGCUGUUAAUUCGUCUCAGUGCUUCUGCCUUCUUUGGUUUUAUGUGUCUAACAAUCUUUGAGGCAUGUCUAAAACAUUCCCAUUUGGCUUUCUGGGAGUAAGACGGACCAAAUAUCACUACCUAAGCAAUAUCUGGAUGAUAAAUUACAAUGAGAUAAGCCUCUAUGACAUGACCGUCUUUCAUUCCAACCUGGGCGGAGAACCCAGCACUGUUUCAUUCGGUACCUGAGCCCUUCAUGGUACCAGCUCUCCUCAAAAUGCACUUACUCUAUAGAUUGCAGCACAGUCUAACUGCAUAAAUAUGCUCAAGGAACUGAGGGUAAUUGGAGUUUUCCUUUUAAUAUGUUUGCUUAGUAUUAUGUUAACAGACAGGGAGAGAAAAGUGGGGCAGAAUCCAACAUUUAAUCAGUUAAAAGACGUAAACCGUGUUAACUGCCAUGUGAGAAUAAAAAAGGAGCUUUGACUGCUGCUGGAGUCAAAUAUACAUCUGUGCUGCCUCCACUUAUAGUAUUUGUGAGCUUGCUGUCUUAUAUCAGCAUAAAUGUCUCUGAGCCUGAGUAGUGGCGCUGGUGCAAUCGCUCUUGGUAAUGCUAUCCAAAAUGCUAUGGUUCAUUUCCUGUGUGCUACAAUGAUGUAAAAUGGACAAAGUAGAAACAACAGAACAUGACACAAUAGAAUGAAGUCACUUUUUUUUUUCUCCUGUGUUGUCACUUUAGCUUUGCUCACCGCCUCUGCUAAAUGUAUUUUUUUUUCUCUGAUGUAUUAUUUUAUCACCUCAACUGCCAUCAUGAAUGUUAAGUAUCUUCGAUCAUGUGCUGUUGUCACUUGCGUUGAUGUAGAAAAAGUGUUCUUUAUCUUUCCUAUUCUGGGUAUGACAACAUUCCUACUGUUCCUGACAUCUGUACAAUUUGUAUAUUAUAAAAUGAUUUAUAUUUAAUGUG
This is a messenger RNA of Cyprinodon tularosa, 6791 nucleotides long. Its product is annotated as raftlin. The transcript has 8 exons. The annotation marks the transcript as partial. NCBI's taxonomy places the organism in Eukaryota, Metazoa, Chordata, Actinopteri, Cyprinodontiformes, Cyprinodontidae. The record is from RefSeq and is a predicted model, not a curated record.